AUAAUACUCACUAUUGACCUACGUGACUUUUUUGAACACCCCAACCCACACCUAUCGAUGGUGACUGCGUGUCGCUCAUAAUAACGGCCAAGAACCAUGGAGGUCGCCGCCGGGGUCCCGAACGGUGUUUCGGCACCAACCCAGGUGUCUUCUGUGGAUUCGAGCGCGGUGAUUCAGUAUCUGGUGGACGUUCUCCAGGUGACUUUGGGGGCUCUGAGAACUGAGCUGGAAAGUCCUGGGAGUCUGCUGUCUGAUAAAAAGCGCGGCGAGACCGAGCAGCGAUGUACGCGAUUCGCUUUGGAGUCACAGGUGGCUCUUUAUGUACAGAAGGAUUUCGUGGCUUCCGAGGAGACCAACGGGGCAGAUGAUGGUGAAGCAUCGUCACCUAAGUAUAUCUACAGUCUCUCCGCCCAGAUUUCGUCCGCUUCAACGACCGUGGCCUCUGUGGCCUUCAUUAAACGUCCCGCCCCGAUCGACCCCGCGCUCCCGAUAUCGUCGCAAAUCCAAGUGAUGAACCUUCCGGGUUUGGCAUCCCUCAGUAAUGCUCAGGCCCAGCAAGGGACGUCUCUGUCGCCGUAUGAGAUUCUGCACCUGCUGGUACACCACGGGCUGAGUCCCUACUUCGAGGCCUACACACGCAACCAGGAAGUGAUCGGUGGCGGGUUGAAGCCUAGGACAGACACAGAGGUUAAGACCGGUGUUCCGGGGACCAAGAAGAAAUUCGCGGAGCUUGAACUCGGGCUUCUCCACUUGCAACAGAAUGUUGAAAUCCCGGCUCUUAACCUGCCGCUCCAUGAAGUCGUCCAGGCUGCUUUGGCCGAGGCGGAAAGGCGAUCGGUCCGGCCUUCGGUGGAGCUCAUCGACCACACGAUUCUCGAAAACAGUGCUUUUAUCAACAGCAUCCAGAAUACUGUCAAUGCCUGGAUCAGGUCUAUCCAGACAAUCACCAAGAUGUCUCGGGACGCCGACAGCGGGUCAGCGGCCCAGGAAAUCAACUUUUGGCUUUCGAUGGAAACUGCGCUGGAAGGGAUCGAGAACCAACUGCGUGGUGACGGCGUGCAACUGACGAUGGAUAUUCUCAAGCAUGCGAAGCGUUAUCAAGCUACUUUGAGUUUCGUUGCUGACACGGGCUUGCGCGAGGCAACUGACUUGGUCCAGAAGUACAACCAGCUCAUGCGGGAUUUCCCCCUCGACGAACUUCUGUCGGCUACGUCUUUGCAGAAAGUUCAGGAGUCUCUGAAUCUGAUCUUUGUGCACCUCAACAAGAAGCUGAAGAUAUGCCCCUACCCCAUCAAGCGCGCCCUCGCACUUGUUGAAGCUAUCUCCGGCGACCUGGACUCCCAGAUCCAUUCCUUACUCCAUGGUCGGACAAUUUUGCACCUGGAUUACCGCGAAUUCCGCUCCUUGAUGAAGACCGCCGGGGCCAUCUGGCGGACCUGGGACGAGAACUUGAAGGAAUUUACCAACGUUGCCCGCGAGUCUACGAGACGACGUAACGAGAAGUUCAUUCCCAUCAAGAUCGCUGCCCGCCACGAGAAGACCCAGGAGAGACUGAAGUACAUCAACACAUUCCGAGUCAACCACGAACAGCUGCAAAGGACGAUCGUCAAUGUUCUUGGACCCAAGAGCUCGUCUACCGGAGAUGCAGGUGCUGGAACCACCUCCGAUGGCGCGGUGAUUGUCGAGGAGAUUGGUGAUGUGGACGCAGUCGAAGAGGUUGCCGAGGCUUAUGCUGCUCUGAAGAAUGUGGAUGUACUGGAUGUAACUCCCGAAGGCACCCAGCUUUGGAUUCAAGAAGAGAUUGCAUACAAUGAGCGCACAUCUCGGGUAGAGAACUCGAUUAUCGCUCGUCUGCGCGAUCGUCUCGCGACUGCGAAGAACGCAAACGAGAUGUUCCGAGUUUUCUCCAAGUUCAACGCGCUUCUCGUGCGCCCGAAGAUCCGCGGUGCCAUUGGAGAGUACCAAACUCAACUGAUUGAGAACGUGAAGCAGGAUAUCUUAUCUCUGCAUGAGCGUUUCAAGCAGCAGUAUGGUCACUCCGAGGCGCAUGCCAUGUCCCAGCUGCGAGACCUUCCUCCUGUGUCGGGUGCAAUCAUCUGGGCUCGCCAGAUCGAGCGGCAGCUGAACGGUUACAUGGGUAAAGUGGAGGACGUGCUGGGCGAGGACUGGCACUUGCACUCAGAAGGCCAGAAGCUACAGACCGAAAGCAACCUGUUCCGCAAAAAGCUGGACACUCGGCCCGUCUUCGAGUCAUGGCUAUACGACGUGCAAAGACGGCACAUUACCAUCUCGGGCCGCCUGUUUAAUAUCACGCGAAAUCGUGCUUCGGGGAAUACUCUGGACCUUACAGUCAAUUUCGACGCCCAGAUUAUCGCCUUGUUCAAGGAGGUUAGGAACCUGAUCUGGCUCAAUUUCCAGGUUCCCCAUGCCGUGAAUAGUAUCUCCAAAGAAGCGAAGCGCGUGUACCCCUAUGCCAUCAGCUUGAUGGAGAGUCUCCGUACGCUGCUGCAGACCAAUCGCAUCAUCGAAUCAUUGGAAGACGCCGAGAUUCUAAUGAAUGGUUACGUAAAUGAUGCGCAGGGUAUGAUUGUGAAGGGUGUCCCUUUGCGAUGGGAGUCGUUUGUCCACUCGUAUGAGCUUCAUGUCAAGCAACCCGGAUUGGCAAAUGGCGCCAUUGACUCUGCUAUCCCUAGUAGGGGCGAGAGCAAACACGUCCAGUUCGUCCGCGAAUUUGCAGGCUCAGCAUCCGUUCUUCAGUCCAAGACGGCUGUUCUGACCUCCAUCAAUGACAGCAUCCAGAAAGACAUCCUUGACCUGAAGACAUGUCCCUUUGAGUCAUCCGCGUUCAAGCAACGCUUGGACUCCAUUCAGGUCGCCGUUGACAAACUGAACCUGGAGAACUACGUCAACCUCGGCUACUGGGUUACUGACUUGAACCAGAGAAUCGAGACCAUUCUUAGUGAGCGCCUGCAUCGCGCAAUCCGCGAGUGGAUUAAUACAUUCCUGGAGAGCAAAGAUGGACCGCAGCCACUGCAAUUGCAGAGUGCAAGCCAUAACCCCGUGACUGGCGAAGUCGAAGCUCCUGCCUACAAGGUCGAGUUCUCUGAGCUUGUGCAUGAAAUUUCGAUGCGGAAUCAGGUCUUGCAUCUUGAUCCUCCCUUGCAGUUUGCUCGUGCAAGCUGGUUCUCGCAGUUCGACAACUGGCUUGGCGUUAUCUGUAACCUCGAGAGGAUCAAGUCGUCCCGUUAUUCGAUCUCGAUUAACGUGCAGCAACUUGACAUAUCCGAGUCCUGUUUUGCGACUCUCCCGCAGCAUUGCACCAACGAGCUAAACCAAGUAUACAAUGCGAUCGAGGACAGAUUGAAGGAGGUGUCUGGGUACGUUGACAAGUGGUUGCAGUUCCAGUCUCUCUGGGAUCUGCAGUCUGAACAGGUUUACGAUAUCCUGGGCGACGAUCUAUCUCAAUGGCUCCAACUUCUCCAAGAGAUCCGGAAGAGCCGAGCCACGUUCGAUACUACGGAAGUUAGCCGGUCGUUUGGCAAUAUCAAAAUCGACUACGAACAAGUCCAGACCCGGGUCAAUGCCAAAUACGACCAGUGGCAGCAUGAAAUUCUUCUCAAAUUCGGAUCGAAACUCGGAGGCCGAAUGAGGGAAGUCCACUCUGACAUCGCCUCCGCUCGACGGGACUUGGAGGGCCAAACGUUGGAAGCUGCUUCCACAGCACACGCUGUCUCCUUUAUCACCAUCGUUCAACAGUGCAAGCGGAAGGCCAAGGUUUGGGAGCCAGAAGUCGAUCUCUUCCGCCAAGGUCAAGCCACCCUUGCCCGGCAGCGUUACCAGUUCCCCAACGACUGGUUGCAUGUUGAAAAUGUCGAUGGCGAAUGGGCAGCCCUCAAUGAACUGCUUGCCCGUAAGAGCAAGAUCGUCCAAGACCAGACAGAGGGUCUGCGGGCCAAGAUUGCCGCCGAAGACAAAGUAAUCAACGACAAAAUCGCUGAACUCAUCAGUCGGUGGGACGAAGAGAAGCCUGUGUCCGGCUCCAUUCCUCCCGAAGAGGCUUCCCGUACCCUAGGCUCAUUCCAGACUCGUCUCGAAACCCUGCAAGGAGAGUUUGAGAUGGUUUCGAAAGCGAAAGAGGCCCUGGAUCUCCCAGCAAGUGGCCAGUCUUCCUUGCCAGCAAUCCUUGAAGAAGUGCAGGAUUUCAUGUCCGUUUGGGCGGCCCUGGCCACAAUCUGGGGGAGCCUCAAUGAUCUUAGAGAGUCUCUCUGGACCACCCUCCAGCCAAGAAAGUUGCGCCAGUCGAUCGAUGGCCUCAUCAAAAUGACCAAGGAGAUGCCUAGUCGGAUGCGUCAAUAUGCUGCAUUCGAGCAUAUCCAAAGUGUGCUCCGACAGCUAUUGAAGGUUAACCCCCUCCUAUCUGACAUGAAAUCCGAGGCCGUGCGAGAACGACAUUGGCAGAAAAUCUACAAACGGCUCAAACCUGGGAAGAGGUUCUCCCUCGUCUCUCAUACCCUUGGUGAUGUUUGGGACCUGCAACUUGCGACGAGCGAGACCGUGAUCCGUGACAUCAUCGCUCAGGCCCAGGGUGAAAUGGCAUUGGAAGAGUUCUUGAAGUCGGUCCGUGAGACCUGGCAAAACUACUCGCUCGACCUUGUCAACUAUCAGAACAAGUGCCGCUUAAUUCGUGGAUUCGACGACUUGUUUGCGAAAUGUAGCGAGAACCUGAACUCUCUGCAGGCAAUGAGGCACUCUCCUUACUACAAGGAAUUCGAGGAAGAGGCCUCGUCUUGGGAGGACAAAUUGAAUCGAGUCCAUGUCCUCUUCGAUGUCUGGAUCGACGUUCAGAGACAAUGGGUCUAUCUCGAGGGUGUUUUCACCGGCAACGUCGAUAUCAAACAUCUUCUGCCCCUUGAAUCCAGCCGUUUCCAAAACAUCAAUUCGGAAUUCUUUGCUGUGAUGAAAAAGGUCUACAAAUCUCCCUUCGUGCUUGAUAUUCUAGCCAUCAACGGAGUCCAGAAGUCUUUGGAGAGAUUGGCCGAGUUGCUUAACAAGAUCCAAAAGGCACUCGGAGAAUAUCUGGAGCGGGAGCGUAUGUCGUUCCCUCGCUUCUAUUUCGUUGGUGAUGAGGACCUUCUCGAAAUCAUCGGUAAUAGCAACGAUAUCUUCCGCGUGUCCAAACACUUCAAGAAGAUGUUCGCUGGUCUUUCAGGAGUUAUCAUGGAUGACGAUAACAACAUUGUCGGCUUCACCUCCAAGGAGGGCGAGGAGGUGCGACUGAAGAAGGAGAUUAAUCUUGUCAAGACACCGAGGAUCAAUGAUUGGCUUAGUGCGAUUGAGAACAACAUGAAGUUGACAUUAGCGGAGCUUUUGGCCGAGGCCAUUGAGCAGUUUGAGCCGUUGUAUAUGGCUUCUGAAGUCGACCACACAGCUUUCAAUGAUUUCCUUGCCAAUUAUCCGGCGCAGAUUGUUGUCCUCUCUAGUCAAGCUGUUUGGACAAAUGCUGUCCAGAAGUCUUUGGAAGAGGGCGGUGCUAACCUCAAGGACCUUUACGCUUCCCAAGUGCGAGUGCUUGAGUUGCUCGCUGCUACCGUCCUUGGCGAUCUGGAUGCAAUCAACAGAAAGAAGUGCGAGCACAUGAUCACAGAGUUCGUUCACCAGCGUGAUACCAUCUCCAAGCUCAUAGAAACCAAAGCCACUACCCCAACGCACUAUCUGUGGCUGCUCCAGAUGCGGUACGUUUACCAACCCGACGGCGAUUUCCUUCAAAGGCUAUACGUGCACAUGGCCAACGCGAAACUGCACUAUGGAUUCGAAUAUCUCGGUGUUCCUGAACGCCUCGUUCGCACCCCUCUUACCGAUCGUUGUUUCUUGACCCUCACUCAAGCCUUGUGCCAGCGACUGGGUGGUUCUCCUUAUGGCCCAGCUGGUACUGGUAAGACGGAGUCAGUGAAGGCUUUGGGCUUGCAGCUCGGACGCUUCACUCUCGUUUUCUGCUGUGACGACACAUUCGACUUCCAAGCCAUGGGCCGAAUCUUCCUGGGUAUCUGCCAAGUAGGCGCCUGGGGCUGCUUUGAUGAAUUCAAUCGUCUCGAGGAAAGAAUCUUGUCAGCAGUCUCUCAGCAGAUUCAGAACAUCCAGAUCGGGCUACGGAACAGCGAGCUCGACGGCAAUGCCCAAAUCGAGCUUGUUGGAAGGAAGUUCAAUGUCAACCUGAACACUGGCAUCUUCAUUACCAUGAACCCUGGCUACGCGGGACGUUCUAACCUCCCCGACAACUUGAAGAAGCUGUUCAGAAGUGUUGCUAUGUCCAAGCCCGACAAGGAACUCAUUGCCGAAGUGAUGUUAUUCUCCCAAGGUUUCAAGCAAGCCAAGCAUUUGUCGACCCAGACCGUACCUUUCUUCGACCACUGUGCCUCUCAGCUCUCAAAACAAGCUCACUACGACUUUGGUUUGCGUGCUCUAAAGAGCGUUCUUGUCAGCUCAGGAGGCCUCAAGCGUACCAGAAUCGCCAACGCCAAUGGUGACUUGGGCCCUGAUGAUGUAGUUGAACCUCAGAUCAUUGUGCAAAGUCUCCGAGAGACCAUUGCCCCUAAGCUGGUCCGCGAGGAUGUUGACAGAAUGCUUGAGAUCCAAGAGGAAGUGUUCUCUGGUGUCGAAUACGUCGCUGCCAACUACGAGGAGCUUACAAAGGCUAUUCGUGAUAUUGCUCGAGAGCAGCAUUACAUUGACAGUGACAUGUGGACCACCAAGGCUUUGCAACUGUACCAGAUCCAAUGCAUUCACCAUGGUGUGAUGAAUGUGGGCAAGUCAGGUUCUGGUAAAUCGUCGGCAUGGAAAAUCCUCUUGCAGGCCCUGCAACGAGUCGAGAACAUCGAAGGAGUUUCUCACAUCAUCGAUUCCAAGGUUAUGUCUAAAGAAGCUCUCUAUGGUAGUCUUGACAGCACUACCAGAGAGUGGACGGACGGUCUGUUCACGGGGAUUUUGAGAAAGAUCGUUGAUAACCUGCGUGGUGAAGACUCUAAGAGACAUUGGAUUGUUUUUGACGGCGAUGUCGAUCCGGAAUGGGUUGAGAACUUGAACAGUGUCCUUGAUGAUAACAAGCUUCUGACCCUUCCUAACGGAGAGCGCUUGAACCUGCCUCCAAAUGUUCGCAUCAUGUUCGAAGUUGAAAGCCUCAAGUACGCGACGCUGGCGACAGUGAGUCGUUGCGGUAUGGUUUGGUUCAACGAAGACACCGUCACUCCGCCAAUGAUGAUCUCAAACUAUGUCGAUUCCCUUAGGACGAGAACUUUCGAAGAUUUGGAUGAUGAUAGCGCACCUGCAGGCCAGGCGGCCGUGAAGACCCAGGAUGCUCAAGAUACCAUCUCCGAUAUCAUGAAGCGGCUUCUGCAAACCGAUGAGCUUAUCCUCAAGUCACUCCGCGAGGCCAAGAAGUACAACCAUAUCAUGGAGUUCACGGAAACCCGCGCCCUCAAUACCCUGUUCAGUCUCUUGAACAAGGCCUGCAGAGAUAUCCUCGAAUACAACAUCCAACACCUUGACUUCCCGCUGGAUUAUGAUCAGACCGAAGCUUACGUUUCAAAGAAGCUCUUGCUUGCAGUUGUUUGGUCCUUCACCGGCGACUGCCCGCUGGGAGACCGUAAAUUGUUCGGGGAGUUCGUUUCCGCUCUCACGACAACUGACCUUCCGCCCGACGGCCAGUCUUCUCUGAUCGAUUUCGACGUCAAGUUGCCCAAGUCGGACUGGACAAGCUGGCAGGCACAAGUACCCUCCGUGGAAAUCAACACUCACUCGGUCACGCAAACAGAUGUUGUCAUCCCGACUGUUGAUACUAUUCGUCACGAGGAUGUCCUUUACUCAUGGCUCGCGGAACAUAAGCCCUUGCUACUGUGCGGUCCUCCCGGUUCUGGUAAAACAAUGACUCUCUUCGCUGCUCUCCGGAAACUUCCCAACAUGGAAGUUGUUGGUCUCAACUUUUCCAGCGCCACGACCCCGGAUCUUUUGAUCAAGACUUUUGAGCAGUACUGCGAGUAUAAGAAGACUCUGAAUGGUGUCAUAAUGUCUCCGAGCCAGAUUGGUCGCUGGUUGGUUAUUUUCUGCGACGAAAUUAACCUUCCUGCCCCCGACCAGUACGGGACACAGCGAGCAAUCUCGUUCUUGCGCCAACUCGUGGAGCAGAACGGUUUCUGGAGAACGUCCGACAAGACUUGGGUUACUUUGGACCGCAUUCAAUUCGUUGGUGCUUGUAACCCUCCUACUGAUGCUGGCCGUACAGCAAUGGCCGAAAGAUUCUUGCGCCAUUCGCCUCUGAUCAUGGUCGACUAUCCAGGAGAGAUCUCGCUCACGCAGAUUUAUGGAACCUUCAACUCUGCAGUCCUCAAGAUCCUUCCCUUGCUGCGCGGAUACUCAGAGGCGCUUACAAAGGCUAUGGUGCAACUCUACUUGGAGUCUCAGGCGAGAUUCACUGCCAAGAUCCAACCUCACUACGUCUACUCUCCUCGUGAGCUUACUCGCUGGAUCCGUGGUAUCUACGAGGCCAUCAAACCCCUCGAAACUCUCUCUGUUGAGGGCCUGGUUCGAAUUUGGGCCCAUGAAGCUCUACGCCUUUUCCAGGAUCGUCUGGUCGCCGAAGAUGAGAGGAAAUGGACCGAGGAAGCCGUGCGGCGCAUCGCACUUGAUAACUUCCCCAGCAUUGAUGAAGAACAAGCCCUGAAGGGUCCGAUCCUGUUCUCGAACUGGCUGCAUAAGAACUACGUGCCAGUUGAACAAGAGGAGCUGCGUGAGUAUGUCAAGGCGCGUCUUCGGACAUUCUGCGAAGAGGAGGUUGAUGUGCCUCUCGUCCUGUUCAAUGACGUCUUGGAGCAUGCUCUGCGCAUUGACCGAGUCUUCCGCCAACCUCAAGGUCAUCUUAUUCUCAUCGGAGUCAGCGGAAGUGGCAAGACCACGCUGUCUCGUUUCGUGGCUUGGAUGAACGGUUUGCAGGUUUUCCAGAUCAAGGUUCAUGGAAACUACUCGUCGGAAGACUUUGACGAUGACCUGAGAACCGUCCUGCGCCGAGCAGGCUGCAAGGGUGAGAAGAUUUGCUUUAUCAUGGACGAAUCGAACGUCCUUGACUCGGGUUUCCUGGAGCGAAUGAAUACUUUGCUGGCGAACGCCGAAGUUCCCGGUCUUUUCGAAGGGGAUGAGUUCGCUUCGCUGAUGACUGCUUGCAAGGAGGGGGCGUCGCGGCAAAACCUCCUUCUCGAUACCCAGGAGGAGCUUUACAAAUGGUUCACGCAGCAAAUUGUCAAGAAUCUUCACGUUGUCUUCACCAUGAACCCCCCUGAGGAAGGACUGUCCUCAAAGGCCGCCACCAGUCCUGCGUUGUUCAACAGAUGCGUGCUCAACUGGAUGGGCGACUGGUCAGACCAGGCACUUUUCCAGGUUGGCUCCGAGCUGACGCAGUCCGUUGACCUCGACAAGGCGAACUUUAUUGCUCCCGACAGUAUUCCCGUUGCGUACCGAGAGUUGAGCCUCCCUGCGUCUCACCGCGACACGGUUGUGAACUCAAUGGUGUACAUACAUUACUCGCUGCAGAGGUUCAACCAGCGUUUGCAAAAGCAACAAGGCCGAACGACUUACCUCACACCUCGCCACUACUUGGACUUCGUUGCUCAGUAUGUCAGGCUUUUCAACGAAAAGCGAGAAGACCUCGAGGAACAGCAGAGACAUUUGAACGUCGGUCUUGAGAAACUUCACGACACGGUCGACAAAGUCAGCGACUUGCGCGCUAGUCUUGCCCAGAAGAAGACGCAGCUGGAAAAGAAGGACACCGAAGCAAACGAAAAGCUGCAGCGCAUGGUCGCUGACCAGCAAGAGGCCGAACAGCGCAAGGCGGUCUCUCUUGAGGUACAAGUGGCCUUGGAGAGGCAAGAGAAAGAGGUAGCUAGCCGAAAGGAAGUUGUCCUUCACGAUCUGGCCAGGGCCGAGCCAGCUGUGUUGGAAGCCCAGAAGAGCGUGAGCAACAUCAAGCGUCAGCACCUUACUGAAGUUCGUUCCAUGGGUAAUCCUCCCGCCAGCGUUCGGCUUGCUCUCGAAGCCGUCUGCACUUUGCUUGGACAUAAGGUGGAUAGCUGGAAGACGAUCCAAGGCUUGAUUCGAAGGGAUGAUUUCAUCGCCAGCAUUGUCAAUUAUGACAACGAGAGACAAAUGACGAGCAGUCACCGAGUCAAGAUGCAGAGGGAGUUCCUCUCCAAGGAGGACUUCACCUAUGAAAGAGUCCACCGAGCUAGCAAGGCCUGCGGUCCCCUGGUUCAAUGGGUGGAAGCCCAGGUUAACUACUCAGAGAUCUUGGACCGUGUUGGACCUUUGCGCGAGGAGGUCGGUCAACUCGAAGAGCGGGCUUUGCAGACCAAGGCUGAGGCCCAAGCAAUCGAGAAUACUAUCCAAGGUCUCGAGGCCAGUAUCGCUACGUACAAGGGCGAAUAUGCAGCACUCAUCAGCGAAACCCAGGCCAUCAAGAACGAGAUGGAGAAUGUGGAGUUCAAGGUCAACCGAAGUGUACGACUGCUUGACAGCUUGGCUUCCGAACGAACGCGAUGGGAGGAGGGGAGCAGAUCGUUUGAGACGCAAAUCGGCACGCUUGUCGGCGAUGUCAUUAUCGCGGCUGCAUUCCUGGCCUAUGCCGGCUAUUAUGAUCAGCAGUUCCGAAAGUCCAUGAUUGACGACUGGGCCCAUCAACUUAUGCAAUCCGGUAUUAGCUUCAAGCCACACAAUCCUAUCACGGAGUAUUUGUCCAACGCCGACGAGCGUCUGACAUGGCAGAGCCACUCACUGCCCGUGGACGACCUCUGCACGGAAAACGCCAUCGUUCUCAAGCGGUACAACAGGUACCCUCUCAUCAUCGACCCGUCUGGUCGCGUAAACGAGUUCUUGCAGAAAGAGAGCACAGAAAGGAAGCUCACGGUCACCAGCUUCCUGGACGACUCCUUUGUCAAACAGCUGGAAAGCGCUCUUCGUUUUGGAAACCCAAUUCUCAUCCAGGACGCCGAACAUCUGGAUCCCAUCCUCAACCAUGUUCUCAACAAAGAGUACCAGAAAACGGGAGGACGUGUUCUCAUUCAGCUUGGAAAGCAGGAGAUCGACUUUUCUCCCUCGUUCAAGUUGUUCCUGUCGACUAGGGAUCCGUCUGCAACCUUCGCACCAGACGUGUGCAGCCGAACCACGUUUGUCAACUUUACUGUCACGCAGAGCAGCUUGCAGACUCAAUCGCUCAAUGAAGUUCUCAAAUUCGAGCGACCUGAUGUCGACAGGCGCCGCACCGACCUUGUCAAGAUCCAGGGAGAAUUCAAGGUCCACCUGCGCCAGCUUGAGAAGCGACUGUUGCAGGCGCUCAACGAGUCCCGAGGUAACAUCCUCGACGACGACAACGUUAUCGAGACUCUCGAGACCCUCAAGAAGGAAGCUGCCGAAAUCUCGCGGAAGAUGGUGGAAACCGAAGGUGUCAUGACGGAGGUCGAAAAUGUCAUGCUCACCUACAAUGUCAUCGCCAAGUCCUGCAGUGCUGUGUUCGCAGUGUUGGAGCAACUCCACCAUGUCAACCAUUUCUACCAAUUCUCGCUGCAAUACUUUGUCGACAUUUUCCACUCCGUUCUCCACGGCAACCCACGCCUCCGCCCCGAUAUGCACCAUGCUGAACGGGUGGAUGUCAUUCUCAAGGAUCUGUUUGUCACCACUUAUCACCGCACUUCGCUAAGCCUUGUGCAAAAGGACCGGAUUACCUUGGCCAUGCUGCUCGCCCAAGCCACUCCGUACAGCAUUGACAAGACUAUCAUCGAUACCAUUCUAGAUGGGUCGGUUGAGGGGGCGGAUCUAUCGAGCACCCCCGAACAGCGGGACCAGGUCAUGAACAUGGUAUCGAACAUGUCGCUAUUCAAGUCGCACUUCCAGGAGGUGUCUUCAGAUCAGUGGGAUCAGUUCCUGGGCGAAGAACUCGCCGAGAACCUGGUCCCUGUUGUCUGGCCUGAGAACACGGACCGCGUCAACCAGCUCCUCCGGUCGUUGUUGCUUAUCAAGCUAUGCAGAAUGGACAGGUUCGUGCCAACUGCUGAGCGCUUCAUCGAAGCAGUGUUCGGCCGCGAGUUGUUCGAAGGCAGUACAGACCUCAAGGACAUCGUCAAGCAAGUCACCGCGACCACACCCAUCUCUCUCAGCUCAAGCCCCGGCUUCGACGCCAGUUACAAGGUCGACGCCCUGGUGGAGCGCGAGGAAGCAACAUGCGCCAACAUUGCCAUGGGUUCCAGCGAAGGACUCGAGAGCGCCGACAAGGCGAUCAGCAACGCCGCGGCGGCAGGAAACUGGGUGCUGGUCAAGAACGUGCAUCUGGCGCCUUCCUGGGUGCAGAGUCUCGAGAAACGCCUCGAGUCGAUCAAACCCCACAAGGCCUUCAGACUGUUCCUUUCCAUGGAGUCCAGCCCGAAGAUUCCCGUCAACUUCCUGCGCGCUUCGCGCGUACUCAUGUACGAGCAGCCUGCCGGUGUGCGCGCCAACAUGAAGGACUCGCUGUCUUCACUGACAACUCGCGCGAGCAAGACCCCCGUCGAGAAGGCGCGCGUCUACGUGCUGCUCUGCUUCCUGCACGCUGUGGUGCAAGAACGACUCCGUUACGCGCCCACUCUCGGCUGGAAGGGCUUCUGGGAGUUCAACGACAGCGACUACGAAUGCUCUGCCAACAUAAUCGACUACUGGGUCAACACCGUAGCGCAAGGCCGCUCCAACGUCGCGCCCCAAAAGCUCCCCUGGGACAUGAUCCGCACGCUGGUGCGCGAAAUGUACGGCGGCAAGGUCGACGACGCCGGCGACUUCCAGCAGCUCGAGGACCUCGUCAACAGCUUCCUUACCCCGGCGGCCUUCGAAGACGAGUACAAGCUUGUGUCGGGCGUCGAGAAAGACGAGUGUCUGGUUCUGCCGAGCGAGACCAACAUCCAGGCUUUCGGGGAGUGGGUAAAUCGUCUGCCGGAAAGAGAACCUCCUACUUAUCUUGGUUUGCCGGCCAAUGCGGAGAAGAUGUUGCUGGUGGGACAUGCGAAGAAGAUGAUUGAGGAUUUGGCGAAGCUUACGACGUUGUUGGAUGAGGGGGAGCAGUUGAUGGUUGAUGGUUGAUUUUAAUUGUGUAUACUGUGUUUACCCUGCUUAUGUAUUUUUUUCAUCUAUUUUUUUUUUGUUUUUUAUUCGUUCUUGUCUACUGCAUAUGAUUGUGCUACUG
This is a messenger RNA of Aspergillus candidus, 13243 nucleotides long. RefSeq names its product dynein heavy chain. The coding region runs from base 97 to 13140 and encodes 4347 amino acids. Gene Ontology annotation, cellular component: dynein complex. Gene Ontology annotation, molecular function: ATP hydrolysis activity; dynein intermediate chain binding; ATP binding. The transcript is spliced from 3 exons. Gene Ontology annotation, biological process: microtubule-based movement. The record is from RefSeq and is a predicted model, not a curated record. Lineage: Eukaryota; Fungi; Ascomycota; Eurotiomycetes; Eurotiales; Aspergillaceae.